Molecule: messenger RNA, 3673 nt
Organism: Bolinopsis microptera
Lineage: Eukaryota; Metazoa; Ctenophora; Tentaculata; Lobata; Bolinopsidae
Exons: 18
Coding region: 928-2751 (607 amino acids)
Biological process (GO): collagen catabolic process; extracellular matrix organization; proteolysis
Cellular component (GO): extracellular matrix
Molecular function (GO): zinc ion binding; metalloendopeptidase activity
Source: RefSeq, a predicted model, not a curated record
GUUUAUCACUUUCUCCCCCUCAUGUUGCUUAGGUAUUUGCACUUGAUGCAGUUUAUCUCUUUGUCGCUUAAACAUCGAUUUUUUUAAACAGCCGAUUAAUCAGUAUGACGAUCCAUAUCCAGAUAUACACGGAUAAGACUAAGAUGAGCUUCAAAGAAACACUCAAAACUAUUUUAGUCGAACUUCAGAUACCGUGAGAGAGAUUAUGACCGGCAGAGAAUUACAGGAAGAACCAAUCCACCAGAUACAUCAACUGUAGCUCAGCAGCACGAAGGAUAGCAUACAUUGAGCACCGGGAAGUAAUGAACUGUAGAAGCAGUGAUGGAACUGGGAAAGCAUUAACUUGAUGUUUUAGCGGGUGAACGUAUCCUUUGAAAGCACACACAUAAUCAUACUACAGACACUCUGACAAAGACAGCAAUGUCUUCACUUAUAAUGGAGAUCUCAUCUGAGAUAACAUUAACCAUGUACAAUUUGAAAAACUACAGAUUUGAUGAUUUUGGGAAAAAAAUUUCAAAUACAAAACUGAUAGAUCAAAUAACCUUCUAUUUACUAAUCAUGAAUGCCUUGUAAACCACACUGCUCAUCUAAGUAAUCAUCUUCACAGCUGCUGGAGCCUUGACUAUAGUUACGGCAGAAUUGAAGGACCCUUAUAGAGGACCCAAUGGAGAACCUUCACAUGGAGGGAACUGUAUUAAUGAUGAUUCAACUUACGGUCAACUCGGUGGUAACAAAAACUGGUUGAUUGUAACCCUUCAGGAGCAGGCUCAAAUUACCAAGGUAGAGAUAUAUGCACCAGACUCUGAGACCCCUCAGACUGCUAUAAAGAAUGCCCGCAUUUAUGUAAAGGGAUCAACAGGCAGAGUCUUUUGCGGAGUAGCAAAUCUUCAGACCCAAUCCGGAAUCCUGUUCAACGGAGUGAAUCGUAUGCGCUACAAAGUUAACUGCCAAGGGUCUCCAUCCGGGAAUCAAAUUCACAUCCAAUCAUCCAGAAACAGCAAUUAUAUGAAAGUAGCCAGAGUUGUGAUUUUUGGGAUUGACGGAGCUGCUGCUCCUGCACAAAUAUUCAAUGAAGACAAUGUAGGAGACCCUGCUGUACUUGAGAGAAGAGAUGAUGGAGUAAAGGUGUGGAAACCAGAAAUACAGGAGCCAGUCCCCUUCGAAGUGUUAGAAGAACUUGGCCAGAAAGAAAAUGCAGUUGAGACUCCCAUUGGUUAUUUUGCUUAUGCUGGUUACGUGGACUAUUCAUUGGGCCUGGAUACAAAUGCAGAGGAAACCAAACCAGACCAACCUAAAGAAAACCAAACCAAACCGAAUUUUGGUCAGAAUGAUUUACAAACAGCAGUUUCUUCAUUUCUCCGCUUUAAUGGCUUUGUCGAAGAUGGAGAGAUAACAGAUGAAAUGAUAGAAUUCAUGCAGAAGGAAAGAUGUGGAAAUGCUGACCUAGCAAUAGGUCAGGAUGAGGAUAAGUGUACUGACGAGUCAAGUAAAAUUAACACACCAGCUAAUCAAAAGGCAUUAGUUUCCUUCCUGAUACCAGGCAGAGAGUCGACAGAGAGAGCAGAACCUGAAUCAUAUUAUUUGGAAGUAGACGUAAAGUUCAACAAUGUUAGAAACGGACGAAGUCGUUCUAUUUUCCUUGGUUUUAACUAUCAAGCUGAAAGUGCAAACGGAGGAGACAAACCUCUAGAAAUAGUGGCUUUGAGAUUCUUGAAUAAUAAGCUUUGUGUACAAUUCCUCACUUUAUUUGAUGGUCAAUUUGUCUCAAACCUGGUUUCUAAGGAAACUGUGUUGGAAUCAUGCUACACCCCUAACUCAAAUGAGGAGAAAACACUUUCUUUUAAAGUCAGACUGGACGUGUACAAGGACAUGGCAGGGAUUUUGGGAGUAGCAUCUCUUUCAAUAAAAGGAAAAGAAGUGGCUAAAAAUGUAUAUAAGACUGGAAUAAUUUCUUCGGCUGUGGUGAUGAGAGAUCAAGGUGACAUUGAGGUCACUUUGUCCCGAAUUUGUAAGAGGUGGACAUUAUCUGAUGAUGGUUCAACUAGACGUAUCAAACCAACCCGCAGAAAGCGUUUUGCAAUCUCUAAGCAUAAAUGGGAAACUGCUGAAAACCUUAUAAGAUUCAAUUUUCAGAAUUACAGUACCGCACUAGGGCAAGAGGGCACAAGGACUGGGGUUAUCGAUGCAUUACAACUUUUUUCUGAUGCAGCUGGUUUCAAUUUCCAAGAAGUGGUUCCAACAGCGACAGCUGAGAUAGUGUUCAUGUUUAUCAAAGGUAUUCAUGCGGACCAGAAAACCUUCCACGGUAAUGGAGUCGAGAAAGCUCAUGCCUUUGUUCCAACUCACAGUGAAAUUCAUUUCAAUGAUUUCGAGACGUUUACUAUGGGACAAGCAGAUGGAGCAACUAGCAUGUUGUAUGUUGCUGCCCAUGAAAUUGGGCACGCUCUUGGAAUUCUCCACUCACCACAAGCGGAUGCUUUGAUGAAAGCAGGAUAUCCACUUAACGUACGCGCAUUUAGCUUCCAGCAUCUGCAUGAUGAUGAUGUCAGAGCAGUCAAAACAUUGUACCCAGAACUCUCUGGUACUGGAAGACUAGAAAAGUUAUCAACAGUAGCUAAGGAAACAAAAUACACACCCAAAAUCCCAUUUCCAACAGAAUGCUACUCUCAUAUAGAUGCUGCUCUACAAGUAAAAGAAUUUGCAUUUAUUGUAUCUGGACCAACAAUUUGGAAAAUGAGGGAAAGAGUCUGAUGCGUGGUCUAAAUUUGAUGACUAUCCUAAGAGAGUGACAAGUGUAUUUCAACAAGCGAUUGGUGGAGUGGAGGCUAUUUUUAAAGUUGAAGCCAAAAGCGAUAUAACUAAAUUUUCAGCUUUUGUGCUUCAUGGCAACAACUUGAUAUCUAGAUACAACAUUCUCCUACGUGACAAUGCAGAACCAUUAAUUACCAUUAAUUGGUCGGGGAAAGAAAGGAAUAGUUUUUUGACUAAAGGAAAGACUACAAUUGACCAAACAAUUAAAGCAGCAUUCACAUUUGGAGACAAAACUAUACUAGUAGCAGAUGACUUGCAAAGUUACUUUGAGCUAUCUUGGAGAUUCAGACCAAAAGAUGGGGAGCCAUUGUUAGCUGGUAUAAAAAAACUAACUGAUAUGAACAAAUUAUUUGGACGAUCGCCUCCAAAAGCAUUUAAUGCUGCCAUGACAUUUAAAGUGGUUGGAGAAGACAAGGAAAACAUAUACCAGUUUAGAAAGGACGUCGUGUAUCAAGAAGAACCGUUCCCAAAUCACAUCACCGAAGGCGUAAAUGCUACGCGUACAUGGAAUAAAGUCCCAGACCAUUUCAAAAUCGCUGGAUGGUGUCCUAUAGACUGGUAGUUAACAUAAUAUAAUAAACACCAACAUUUACACCAACAUUUUUGUUUCCUAUUUUGAUGAAUAAUACAAUUGAGCCAUAUUAUUUUUGAUAUUUGUGAUUUGAGCGAAUAAUAUGCAAUAUUUUGGUCAUUCGAACAUCAGUCAUUUUGCAUGAAAUAUAAACUUAAAUUCAUAAUUUAAAAUUCAAUAAACAAUACAUUUUUUAUAUAUAUAGAGGGGGGGCCAAAAGUCAGUACCCAUACGUUGGGUCUUAUACCACCGCCUUGUUUUAUAUUUGAGAGUUGUUGCUUUGCAGAUGGC